This is a messenger RNA of Monomorium pharaonis (pharaoh ant), 2455 nucleotides long. RefSeq names its product ATP-dependent Clp protease ATP-binding subunit clpX-like, mitochondrial. The record is from RefSeq and is a predicted model, not a curated record. Gene Ontology annotation, molecular function: ATP binding; ATP hydrolysis activity; ATP-dependent protein folding chaperone. Gene Ontology annotation, biological process: proteolysis; protein folding; protein catabolic process. Lineage: Eukaryota; Metazoa; Arthropoda; Insecta; Hymenoptera; Formicidae. Gene Ontology annotation, cellular component: mitochondrial matrix. The coding region runs from base 710 to 2005 and encodes 431 amino acids. The transcript is spliced from 5 exons.
UAGCCAAUCACCGUCUUGCUUUUUUAUUAAAUACAUAUAUGUAUUAUCAGAAAAGCAAGACGGUGAUUGGCCACCGCGAUGCCGCUUUGCCGCGUCCUGUGUGCAGAAGUCAUCACACAUCUGAUGUAGCAAACUCGCGGUCUAUACCUGCCGCGUUUUCGCCGUCAUGUCAUGACGGCAGGCUCUGCUCGAUUUCUGCUGCAUUUUUGCUGUCAGUACUUCAUGUGAUACAUCGUGCUGUAUUUUCGCCAAGUUUCUGGUAUCGCAGCGUGAUAGCAAAUAUGUCAAAUUUCUAGCUACAUUUUAUUAAUUUAAUGUGACAUCAUGACAUAUCUGUUUUUUUAUUUAAUUUUUAGUGGUAUAUUGUGUCAACACACAAUGUCUGAUUUUUGUUUUGUUAAUGUCUUUAAAUUUUGUUGUACUUUUGCUGCAUUUUUGAGGGCACAUUGUGACGCAAAGUCUACUCGAUUUUUGUCGUGUUUCUGUUAAUGUUAGUUGAAACGGCAAACUGUAAUUGCUUGCUGUCCAACUUUUGCCAGCAUAAUAUGUGUCAAAAUUUUUCAGUUCGUGCUCUCGGCAGGUUUGGCUAUCUGGAUCAAAGGAUGAAGGAGUGAAUUCUUGUAAAAAAUAGAUAUAGAAAUUGUUAUUGUAUUUAUAUUUAUUUUUCAAUAAGGAUAAAUAAAAGAAAAAGUAAUAUAAAAACAGAAAAAUGUCAGAAAUUUACUCAAAGAGAAGUUUGGAAAAGGCACAUAGCCCAGAAGAUAAAAAUCAAGCAUUCUACAAGAAGCCUCUACCAUCUCCAAAAAAAAUAUUCGAGUACCUGAACAGACACGUUGUGGGUCAGGAAUACGCUAAAAAAGUGCUAAGCGUUGCAGUUUACAAUCAUUACAAGCGGAUUUGCAACAAUUUGCCAGCCCAAAACUCGCGGGCACAAGCUAACGUUGACCCAAUCAAUACACAGGAAACAAAUCAUUAUUCCAUGCAGAAAGAAAUCGAACUCCAGGUUACUCAACUCAAGCUGGAAAAGAGCAACAUAAUGUUGCUUGGUCCUACAGGUUCUGGUAAGACGUUGCUCGCGCAAACGCUGGCACAAUAUCUGGACGUUCCAUUCGCCAUUUGUGAUUGCACCACUCUCACGCAAGCUGGCUACGUUGGCGACGAUGUAGAGAGUGUCAUAAUUAGACUCCUUCAAAAUGCUAAUUAUAUAGUGGAUCGUGCUCAGAUAGGCAUAGUCUUCUUAGACGAAGUCGACAAGAUACAUUCUACUAACUCAUAUCCUGAUGUAUCCGGGGAAUGUGUUCAGCAAAGUAUGCUGAAAAUGUUGGAAGGAACAAUCGUAAAUGCACCAAAGCAAAAUAUGACGAAAUGGCGCGAGGAAACGGUGCAAGUGGAUACUACGAAUAUUCUUUUUAUUGCCUCAGGUGCUUACAGCGGUUUAGAUAAAUUGAUAGCGCGACACAAAUCGGAAAAAUAUUUCGGACUUGGCGUGACGUCGACAGAUGAGAAUCUAAAUGAGAAAACGAUGACUUCAGCCGAUGGUGUCGAUACAUCACUUUCCAUUGAAAGAGACAAUAAAGAAAAGGAUAUGCUGUUGCAACAAGUGCAAAUGAAAGAUCUUGUCGACUUCGGCAUGAUACCUGAAUUCAUCGGUAGAUUUCCUAUACUCGUGCCUUUCCACUCCCUUGGUAGAGAUAUGCUAGCGAGAAUUCUCACCGAACCAAAAAAUGCCAUUGUUCCUCAGUAUCAGAAGUUGUUCUCGAUAGACAAGGUAGAGCUAACAUUCGAUGUAGAUGCACUGAACGCAAUUGCUUCUUUAGCAAUGGAAAGAAAAACUGGAGCGCGAGGUUUGCGAUCGAUAAUGGAAUCGCUUCUUUUGGAACCUAUGUUUGAAGUACCAGAAAGUAAUAUUAUGUCCGUUCACAUUACAGAACAGUGCGUGAUGGGCGUUGAAAAGGCACAAUAUGUGAAAUUAGACAGUGAUAACAAUGAUAGUUACAGCAGUUAAUUAAUAUUGAGUAGAUGUAACGAGUACUUUGAUAUAAUUGUUCUCUUAUCAUGAACAAUUUUUAGACGAAAGUUAUUCGUCUAAAAAUUCGAACAUUCGCGUAAAUUACUGAUGUAAUUAUUUUAUGCUGACAAUAUUCCGUUCACAUUUUUUAUAUAGAAAAAAUAUAAUAACGAAUUUUGAACUGUUCUGUAUAUUUAUAUUUAAAUUAUUUUUCAUUUUUUUGUUAAGAUAGAUUUCUAUUGAUUUUAGUUAUUAUAUGUAACAUUGAACAUUGUUUAUUGUAUGCUACACUAUUAAUUAUAUUACAUUGUUUAUUAAAGUGAAAAUGUGUAUAUAGAUGUAUAUUUCUUCUUAUACUUUUUGUUCUCAAAAAUACUUUAAAAGUAUUUUACAAUAGAACCGUAUCUAUUGCAAAAUGAUAGCAAUAUAAACAUUAAUGUUAAUCUA